This is a messenger RNA of Saccostrea echinata, 2865 nucleotides long. RefSeq names its product hybrid signal transduction histidine kinase L-like. The record is from RefSeq and is a predicted model, not a curated record. The coding region runs from base 6 to 770 and encodes 254 amino acids. The transcript has 4 exons. Lineage: Eukaryota; Metazoa; Mollusca; Bivalvia; Ostreida; Ostreidae.
CUAAUAUGGCCCAAGCAGUUGCAGCACUCAUAAUAGCUUUAUGCUUAUGUGUGGAUAUUUCAACUCAACAUGGAGCAUACCCACCUGGUGUGCCUCCUCCUAAUAAUGCACAUGUUCAUGCACCUCCAGCACACCAGGGUGGACAACAAUUUCAAGGACAACAACAGUUUCAGGGACAACAACAACAACAAUUCCAGGGACAUCAACAACAGCAGUUCCAAGGACAACAACAACAACAGUUCCAACAGCAUCAACAGGGACAACAGCAGAACCUACAGUACCAGCAGGGUCAACACCCAGGUCAACAACAGGGUCAAGGACAAUUUAAUCAAGGCAAUACACAACAGUUCCAACAGCCAGGAGGCCAUCAAGCAGCACAUGGAGGAUUUGGUCAUGAAAGUGCUCACGAUGCAAGCCAUAUCAAGGAGCACUUGAAGGAAGUUGUAGAUAAACCCAAGGAAGAAAUGACAGAGGACGAGUUGGAAUUCCAUUACUUUAAAUUACAUGAUUAUGAUAAAAACAACAAACUAGAUGGUAUAGAAAUAGUCAAAGCUAUCACGCAUUUUCAUGCUGAUGACGGUGAAAGUGAACAGCAGCAGCAUGACAGAAAGGUAUUCUCAGAUGAAGAACUUAGUAACAUCGUUGACCUAGUUUUACAGGAAGAUGACCUAAAUAAAGAUGGCUACAUUGAAUAUGUAGAAUUUGUCACAGCGCAGAGGAAAGCUCGGGAACAGGCAAAGACUGACCAAGGCAACAGUGAACAACACUAGAGACGUGCUAUAAUUAAUAAAAAAAAAUGAAGUCUCACAAGUAAAUCUGAUCUAGUCGACUGUUUGAGAGGGAGGUUAAUUUUGUUUAAAAUUCCUUCUUAAGCAGAUAAUAGAGUAAUAUAUUACAUGGUUUUUGUCUUUAACAUUUAAAACAUUAUAUUCAUUAGGUACUGGUAUCUCGAAGUUAAAAACAAAACAUAUGUAUGCCUAAUGUGUCAAAGGGGGGGGGGGGGAAUCCCAGCUUUCUUUACUGGCACAUUGUAUAACAAAGUAUACUUUACAUGCUGUUUUACUAUGAAGAUAUAUUUUCUCUUUUUAUUAUGCAUGAAAUUGUAUUUAUACUUUGAGCAUUUUUGAGGCCAUUUAGAUCUGUUUAAUAGUAGAUUUUUUGAAAGUUGUAGAAAUAAUUCCUUGGAUAUAAAGGCAGCUGAUAUACAUAUAUAUAUACAUACAUAAAUAGUGGAUGCUAAAUCUGUUUAAAAAAUAAAAUCUUGCAUUUAAACAGUUUAAAAUAAAAAAAAGCAGUCAUUAAAUACAAUUUAGUAUGUAUAACUACAACACUUCUGUAAUAAGUAUUUCAGUACUACAUGUACUGUUGAGUAUAUGCCAUUUGGCACUGAUACUGGUGCUCUUGCCCUGCAUGUUGUUCUUGUCUACAGGUUAGACUGCGAGUUGUUUUUGUGGGUUUUUUUUUUUUGAUGGGUGUUUUUAGAGUCCCAUUUCUAGAAAUUUCUUGUUGUUUUUGGCAUUACCUGCACAUUCUUUUUCUUCUUUUUCCUCUUUUCAAAAUAUAUCACAAUUAAUUUAUUAGAUUUAUCAACCAAGGAAUUUUAGUUAUUUCAUAAUUUUAAUUUUUAGUCAUUUAAUAAUUUUUAUAUAUUUAUUUAUAUUACAUAUUAGACUGAACUGUAUAUUCUUGGAAUGUUUAACAUCCAAAGAAAUGGUAUAAUAGUGCAAAUUAUAUUGUUAAAGCUAACUGGGUUUUAAAACAUGAUAUCAAAAAAAUCCUCCCCAUUUUGACUACACAUUUGUCUGGAGUUACUGUUCCUUGUUGGGGGAGCAAUAUUCCCGAUUCUGACAGGUACAAUCAACAUAGCUGUACUUGCUUAAUAAAUAUUUCAUAUUGCAAAUUAAAGUUCACUGGUAAUAUGUACUUAGAUCUUCUGUCAAAGCAGUUUACAUAGAUACAUGUAUAUAGCUUUAAAAUGGUGAUGUUUCCAGCUGGUUUCAUAAGUUAUUUCCAUAUACAUUUAAAAAUUACAUUCUUAACAGUUAGUUUUAACAUUUUAGAGCUUUAUUUAUAUGUUCGUAAAUUAUACAUAUAUAAAAAUUUACUCAAGAGUAUACUAACGUAUUUUCCAUUAGUUAUUGCUUUGUGUAGUGCACCAUGGAAACAUGACAUUGUUUUUGUUUAUGAUUUUGCUUUAUGUUUAGUUAUUUACACUUUACUAUAAGGGAGAGCAAAUAUUAAUGUGAAAUCCACACUUCUCAAAGCUCAGUGAUGGUGAUUGUUAAAGCAUGGAGAUAGAUUUGAGUGGUGUAAUGUAUGGGUGUGACCCCAUGUAAUAGGGGAUAUUUGAAGCCAAUUUUGCUCAUGUAUCUGUAAUUAUCAAAUGUGUUAAUCAAAUAUGUGAUUUAUUCUGAUGUGGUAGUAAUUAUUUUUUCAAAUUCGAUUGAUGUCAUAGAUGAUAUUAUAAAAUUUGUAAAACAUUCCACAACUAAUUGAAUGAAAAUGUGUGUGUUUUUUGCCCUUUUAUCCAUCUAGAAAUACUUUUUAAGUGUAGAUUUCUAUUAAACAGUAUAUUUAUAUCAAAAGAUUCAACAGAAAUUUGAACUGCAUGUCAUAUUAAUCAAUGUAUCAGUAUAUGUAAUAAUGUGUUAGAAAUGAUUUCAUGGGAAUGAUGAAUCAUUAAUGAGUGUUAAUUAUGUAUAAGUUAUAUAAGUAUGAUCUCUUCAUUGUUGAAUCAGAAAGUGUCAUAAAUAAGAAAUGAUCUUUUCGGUUGACAUGUAUACAUUUUUUAUUAUUUGGUGGAAGUACAGAGAUAUUGUGUGUGUGUGAUUGUUGAAUAAAUGUUGAAUGGUGGACCAAAGGAAA